GCAAAUAUGAGAACGUCAAUGAGACCGGAUGAUAGACAUCCUCACGACGAAGACGAGAAGGCUUAUGAUGUUAAUCGACCUUCUGAGUCUCCGUCCGGCGACGACUUGGACAGUGGCCGUAGCAGCGAAGAAGCUCAAGCAGGUGUCAAGCGCAUCGAAGCUGUGAGCAAGGCCUGGACUGUGACCAGUUUAACAAUUGCCUAUGUCACGCUUAUGCUUCUUGCAAAUAUCACGUCCUUGGAGAUUCAAGUCACCUCUAAUCUAACUGCCUACGCAACUAGCUCAUUCCGCGCACAUUCUUUAGUUUCUACAGUCGCCGUUGUACAGAGCGUUGUAAGCGCCGUUAUCAAGCCUCCCAUGGGCAAGAUUGCUGAUGUAUUCGGUCGCCUAGAAUCAUUCAGUCUUUCUAUUCUAUUCUACACCCUAGGCUACAUUCAACAGGCUGCAUCAAACAGCGUUCAGACCUACGCCGGUGCUCAGGUCUUCUGGGCUGCCGGCUUCAACGGACUCCAGGUUUUGCAACAGAUCUUCGUUGCUGAUACAACGGACUUGCUCAACCGCGCUCUUUUCUCGACCAUCUUCGACUUACCUUUCCUCUGGACGACGUGGGCAGGACCUGAGGUCGCGGCCAGCAUUCUCGCUAAUUCGACCUGGCGUUGGGGUUAUGGAAUCUGGGCUAUCGUUCUCCCUGUCUGCUUUAUCCCUCUCGCUCUGAGCCUGUUCAUGAACCAACGUCGCGCAAAAUCGCUCGGUUUGGAAAUACCAAGCCCCUUCAAAGGAAAAACAGUAGGCCUUGUCUUCAAGAACCUCUGGUACGACCUUGACGUCUUUGGGCUCCUCCUACUGGCAACCGGUAUUUCGUUGAUUCUGAUUCCGCUCACGCUCGCUCCAAAUGCAAGUGGACAAUGGCGGAACGCCAGUAUGAUCGCUAUGCUGGUCAUUGGUGGCGUUGUUUGCAUCAUCUUUCCGUUCUGGGAGAGGAGUAAGAAGCUUGCGCCAAAAGCUUUCUUUCCACCAAAUCUCUUCAAGAAUAGGACAGUCGUUGCAGGUGUCGCGAUCGCCUUCUUCUAUUUCAUGGCCUUCUACAUGAGCGUAUUCCCGUACUUCUUUUCGUACUUGCUCAUUGUUCAGAGACAGUCCCUGGUUACUGCAGGCUACAUCACCCGUGUCUUCACGUUCGCUUCGACUGUGUCCUCUAUCGUGGUGUCUCUGUUCAUCAAGUACACUGGACACUACAAGUACUUCGUCACAGCUGGAGCAUGCAUCUACAUUAUGGGCUUCGGACUCAUGAUCGCCUACCGUACUGAGAAUGCCUCAACAUGGACUAUAAUUGGCACUCAGGUAGCCGUCGGAAUCGGCGGAGGGUUUCUCAAUGUCCCGGCCCAGCUCGCAGUUCAAGCUUCUGCGUCGCAUCAGCAGGUCGCUGCUGCUACCACUGUGUUCCUUACCAUCCUCGAGGUCGGAGGUGCUGUCGGUUCAGCAGUCUCUGGUGCCAUUUGGAGCUCGUAUGUUCCAUCAAAACUUCAGCAGUACCUCCCGUCUGAUCUUGCUCCGAAUUACGCCACUAUCUAUGGAGAUCUCACUGUCGCCUCCAACUACACACUUUACCCUGUCGGCACCCCCGAGCGCAUCGCCAUCAACAGAGCAUACCAAGAGACUAUGCGGUACAUGCUUAUUGGCGCGAUCUGCGCAGCUGUACCAAUCCUACCUCUGUCUCUAUGUCUGAAAAACUAUAAGCUGGAUCAGAUGAAGCAGCCCGUUGAGGGAAAGGUCAUUGGCAAUUCGCAGAAGCGCGAGACAACAAAGAGUUGGAGGUUCUGGGGACGGAAAUCCAACACACCCGUUGUUUCUUGAGUUCGGAUAAACUUCAGUACGUAUUAUAGUAAGACAUAUUAAUUUGACUCCAUGGAUUGCAUUGAUCAGAAACCAAUUGUCCCUUCCUAAGACAUAAGAGCCGCCAGAACGACUGAGAUAGAUUACAGUUCAGAGGUGAUCCGACCUGGCCGGCCUUGAACUUCCAGAAGACACCCUCGACAGCGAGAUUGGAGCAAGAAACACAAUUGUCUGGCCCCAAGAUGACACUAGGCUACCACGACGAGGAAGUCAAGAUACCACGCUGCGCAGAUACCCACCUUCUGUAAAUUGUGUAAUU
Molecule: messenger RNA, 2152 nt
Organism: Boeremia exigua
Lineage: Eukaryota; Fungi; Ascomycota; Dothideomycetes; Pleosporales; Didymellaceae
Product: major facilitator superfamily domain-containing protein
Exons: 5
Coding region: 7-1854 (615 amino acids)
Biological process (GO): siderophore transmembrane transport
Molecular function (GO): siderophore-iron transmembrane transporter activity
Source: RefSeq, a predicted model, not a curated record